CACUUCCGGUUCCGAUCUUCCGGUUUCUCUCUGACAAGCUACUUUUCUUAUAUCGCUUAUAUGUCGAAUUUGGCAGUUCAAACUAUUUUGCGCGCAGUAAACAAAAUCAGUGUGUUACGAUACAAACGAAAAACAUAAAAAAUUGUAUGAGACUUAGAUAUAACGGAAAAGGGAAUUCUGUUAGUGUAAUACGAAAGCGAGAUUUCUCGCUUUUAUUAUCUAGUAUUCACGUCAUGGUUGCUAUGAAAAUGUCACUUCACUGGUGAUUCAUUUGUUCAUUAGCUGGCAUUUCUUCUGUUUUUUAAUAGAACAUAAUGAUGAUGGAAGAACCAUUGAGUCAAGGUGCUUCACCAUCUGGUGAUAGUAAUUUUUCUGGAAGCGGAGAAUUAAGUUCCACUACUAUAAUGAGUAUAGAUGAAAGAAUGUUGGAUGUUAGCUCACGGCAUUCUUUAAAUGUUCUUAGAACACCUCCAACCAAGAAGGCAAAACGAGUGAGAUUUUUUAGAAAUGGAGAUAAAUUUUAUACUGGUAUUGUGAUGGCUGUGACUCCAGAAAGAUAUCGCAGUUUUGAUAGUUUAGCAUCGGAUUUAACAAGAGCUUUAAUAUCAAGCGUGACUCUACCUAAUGGUGUUAGAGCAAUUUAUACUAUGGAUGGGAAAAAAGUUCAAAGUAUUAAUGAUUUAGAAGAUGGUAAAUGUUAUGUGGUUUCUGGCCAAGGAGAAAUUUUUAAGAAAGUGGAAUAUUCAUCUACCAAAGUAAGAAGAGGUAGUUCUUUAUCUGGAUUACCUCAAUCUCCAGCAGGUACUGGUAGACAAAUAAGUGCAAUACCACUGUGCGUAAAAGCAAAAAUAGUCACUUUAAUAAGACAUGGUACAAAACCUCGUAAAGUUGUACGUCUUUUACUAAAUAAAAGAAAUGCUCCAAGCUUAGAACACGCAAUGGAAGCAAUUACAGAAGCUGUUAAGUUAGAUUCUGGAGCAGUAAGAAAAGUCUAUACACUCUCAGGGCAACAAGUUACCUCAUUGGAACAAUUUUUUGAAAAUGAUGAUAUCUUUAUAGCUUAUGGGCCUGAGAAGUCAAAUCAGGAAGAUUUUGAAUUAGAUUUUGAAGAAUCUAAGAGUGUGCAAAGCUUCCGAAGAUGUCCAUGGACAUCAAAGAGACAAAUUGGUCCAAUGCCAAGAAUGCCACGUAAAUCUGGAAAAAAAGUGCUUACUACACCUCAAGUGAGGACACCGAGUCCUUCUUCGUUAAUAUUACCACAACCACUACGUUUACACUAUGCAGUAGGACAUGUAAUUGGAGAAGGUAACUUUGCAAUUGUUAGGCAUUGCUCUCAUAAAUCUACAGGUGCAGAAUACGCAAUGAAAAUUGUAGAUAAGUAUAAAUGUCAAGGUAAAGAAACAAUGUGGGCAAGCGAAGUAUCAAUUUUACGACAAGUUUGUCAUCCAAAUAUUAUUAAUUUAAUCGCGGAACAAGAAACUACUGAUCAACUGUUUUUAGUCAUGGAGCUUGUAAAAGGUGGUGAUUUGUUUGAUGCUAUUGCUGCAGCAACAAAAUUUUCCGAAAGUGAGGCUAGUGUAAUGAUUGGACAUUUAACAUCUGCAUUAGCUUACUUGCAUUCACACCAAAUAGUACACCGUGAUGUUAAACCUGAAAACCUUUUAGUUGAAAUGGAUGGAAAUCAUGUUAGAUGUUUAAAGUUAUGCGAUUUUGGACUUGCUCAAGUUGUAAGGGAACCUUUGUACACAGUUUGUGGUACACCUACAUAUGUAGCACCAGAAAUACUUGCAGAAACAGGAUAUGGUUUGAAAAUUGAUGUAUGGGCAGCUGGAGUAAUACUGUAUAUCUUACUUUGUGGCUUUCCACCAUUUGCUUCUCCUGAAAAUAAGCAAGAAGAAUUAUUUGAGCGUAUUUUAAGCGGCCAGUAUGACUUUAGAUCUCCAUUUUGGGAUGAGAUUUCAGAUUCUGCUAAACAAUUAAUAUCGAAUAUGCUCCAAACACAACCUGAAUUGAGAUUUAGUGCAGAAGAUGUACUUGAUCAUCCAUGGCUAGCGCAGAGCUUUCUAGGCGAACAGACCACAGCAUCAACACCUACCAACGCGCCGGAGCAACACUGGUAUCAGCGUGAGCCGAUAAAGUUGGCAAUUUUUGAAUUUGACUUCUUCAAAAAUCCAGUUCAGGGUGAUAAUUCUCAAGAUGAAGUUGGUGAUGCUCCUGAUAGCAGGACAAAUGUUAAAAACAACCGGAGUGAAGUUUUAUCAUCAAUCGAAUCAAACAGCAUUGAUUUAUUUUACAACAAAGUUCAGAAAAAUUAAGUUAUGCCGAAGUUGAUUUUUAUAACGAAAACUCAAAUGAUAAGACUUGUGUCUUCAGUCAAUCAAUGAACGAUCUUAUGAACAAUUUAAAUAAAAACCAAGUUUACUCUACCAUUUAAAAAUCAUCGCAUAGUAAAACUUGUUUGAACAGUAUUCAGAUGGUUAAUUCAGUGUUAUUAGAUAGCUAUUAAAAUACUCUUAGAAUUCAAAUUAUCGUGAAUUGUGAAGAUAAUUCACUUUAAGAACAUAUGUCUACUUCCAAUAGAAAAUAAACUAAUUUCUUUACAAGAAUUCAUAAUAUUUCACGUAUUAUGUUGAAUAUAUGAAUCAGCAGCAUACCUUUAAAAAACUUAGUUCAACUAAUUUUGUGACAAUAGGACAGAAAUAUAAGUAGAAACGUCUAUGAAAAUUUAACGACUUGUGAAAAUAUUGCUCCAACUCUUAAAAGCUAAGAUGUAAAAAAACUAUCAUAGUUUUUUAAUUAAUUGGUAAUUUAAUUAGUAGUAAUAGCGAUAACACGGUUAAGCAACUUUGCAACUAUUCAAUGUUACAUGAAAACAAAGAUCAAGUUCUGAACUCCAAGAUCAAGUAAAAAUUCUGGAAAUGCUAGUUUCUAUUGUGAUCAAGAACCGGAAAAUGAUAGUGUGUGUGAUCUACAUGAAACUAGGUGUGUAAAUGAAGUUUUAUAGUUGAAUCAUACGAAAAGUCUUUUUUAUAAGCAUGAAAAGUAAACAACAGAAGUAUCACAAGCUCCAACAAUUACACACAAUUAUCACAAGCUCUAAGUAAUAUACAACAGCUCCCAAAAGAAUUCGAACGCCUACAUUUGCGACUUUUAACGAGCAAAAUAUAUGUUAAAGUGAAACAUUUGAGACAAUAUUGAAUUUUUUUAAUCUGAAGAUUAUAUCAGUAAAAUUAUGAAAUAUUUUAACGAUAUACACAGUGCAUUUAUUACAAACACGAUUCAUCUGUGGAUCAUAAAAGUAUUCACACGUACAAACGCAUGCAUAUAUUACCAUUGACUAUGUAUUAUCUUAUAUUAACAUUUAGUUCUUUCACCUCUGGCUGUAACAAUAUCUUUAACUUUGUUUUCUAUACUAUGAAGUAAUUUUUUGCGAUAUUUACAAUAGAAUUCCAUAUUUUUAUAAAUCUUUCUUUGAAUACUUCUUUCCUAUUUAUUAUACAUAUAAUUAUGUAAUGACCUACUGAUUUCAGACCAUAAAUGUUAUUUAUAAUCAAUGUCUGGGUUUUAUGAGUAUUUAGGAUGCAGGGUAUAUUAUGUAGUAUCUAUUCUUUUAAGAUUCAGUCCGUAUGCCUCGGAAGUAAGAAUGUAUUAAUAAGCCUAAUUUUUCUGCACUCUGUUUUAGACUCUCUUAACAUAUAUGUAAAUAUGUAUUUCUUAAAAAUUCCAUCGAUAAAUAAUAAAUUUCCAGUACCAUUGGCUGCCACACGACCUCGCACCAUGACAGAAUCAUCUCCAUGCUUUACUGUUCGACGUAAGUUUCGUAUUUCUAUUUCGAUAUUCGAUUUUCUUUACGUAUAAUUGCGUUCAUCUAUUAAAAAAUGUUAGAUUUACUUUCGUUCGUUCUCACUGCUGUGAUUCCAACUUCUUCGUACUCGUAGCUUCUGCAGUUCGAUAAGUACACGUAAGAAUAAUACGGAAUUAGCUAAACAUAAACAAUUUUUUACUUUGUCAUAGAGAUUCGUUGUAAACAUAGUUUAAUUCUAAGCGUUCGAAUACUUUUGUGAUCUAUCAAUAGGUAUAACACUGAAUGCUGAGAAGAUGACUAGGCAAAGAAGUGCGGAUCUGAUUGGUCAUUUCUGAUAGACUCAAUAACACCUACCGAUCUGUGCUUGUAAUUACCAUACUGUAAAUAUUGUAUAUGUCAUUAAAUUGAAUUCUAAUUUUACCGAUAUAAUUUUGAGAUUUCCCUUUUGCUACAGAUAUAUUGCAUUGAAUACGUGCUCCAGUUUAAUGUAUACACAUGUUUCCUGGUUAAAACUUAAGCAUUCGAAUACUUUCGUGAGUCAUUGUAUUUCAAACCUUAGAAACAAUUUAUCAAAGCGAUAUUCAAAUAUGAAAUAGCCAAAAAGUAAUGUAAAUCCAAGAACUGCUGGAAGAAAUAAAAAGUUUAAUCGUUUUUCAUCGUACCACACAGUAGAGAAUUUGGAAUUCGUUGUAAACGAGAGAGUGACUCCUUAUUAUCAGAGUGUGUAGAAAAUGUUUUUCUACAUAUGGAUUGUGAGAUGAAAAACGGAGAGAGAAAGGUAUGGAAACUAAGAAAAAUAUAUAUGCAAGAUUAAUCAGAAAUAUAAUGAAACAUCGUUAGGUAUAAAUAGAUAGAAAGACGACGUUACAACAUAGAAUUCAAUUACAAGAAAAAUAUAAAAUGUCGAAGGUCAGUUUUAGAUAGUACAGCAGCUGCCAGUAGAUGCAAGUUGAGCAAGCAGUGUGUUCACAUCAGAUUUAACAUUGUAAAUCCAAUUUUAACGACCGAUAGAAGAAUAUUAUCGUAAUUAGAUAUAUUUAUACGAUAAAAUACGAAUUAUAUACGUGAAAAUUAUCACGGAACUAAUCCGUUGAAGAGUCCAAAGUUUUAAGUAAUAAUUACUUUAACGUAAGUGCACAAAGUCGAUUUAACCAAGGAGGUGACGUCAUUUGUUCGUAGCUCUCGAAGACAUUGAUCGCGAAUCAAUAAUUCAGAUUAGAACAGGUGAGCAUCACACAUAAACAAGACA
Molecule: messenger RNA, 5054 nt
Organism: Bombus impatiens (common eastern bumble bee)
Lineage: Eukaryota; Metazoa; Arthropoda; Insecta; Hymenoptera; Apidae
Product: serine/threonine-protein kinase GD17699
Exons: 6
Coding region: 315-2315 (666 amino acids)
Biological process (GO): protein phosphorylation; intracellular signal transduction
Molecular function (GO): ATP binding; protein kinase activity
Source: RefSeq, a predicted model, not a curated record